This is a messenger RNA of Priapulus caudatus, 3894 nucleotides long. RefSeq lists its product as uncharacterized. Bases 134 to 1270 code for a protein of 378 amino acids. The transcript is spliced from 9 exons. The record is from RefSeq and is a predicted model, not a curated record. NCBI's taxonomy places the organism in Eukaryota, Metazoa, Priapulida, Priapulimorpha, Priapulimorphida, Priapulidae.
UCACACAUUGUCUCAGAGACGCAAAACACCGGCUGAUGGGGAAACAGUCACCUCCAGGGACAUGUAAAUUUGUAAUAACUAAUAUUAUAAUACAUUAUAAGCGGCAUUAAACCGGGUUCUUGUGUCGUAUAAAAUGGCAACAGACUCGGAUGAACAUAGCCCUAUUACAAUAGAGCAAGUCAUUGGACCUCAAACAGAGACAAGACAACAAACGGCUCUUGGUUUGUGUAGAAAAUGCAACGAUUUGAAUGCAUUGGAACAACUCUUUUUGGGCACAGCUUUGCUUGGCAUUCUUGGAUGCUUGGGUUUAACCAUAGAGCGUCUUGUUACACUCGAGAAGAAUACUGCUGACUUCAUAUUUGCUCUAGUACUGCUGGUAAAUGCAGUGUUUUGUGUUUACUACGUUCUGGAUGGCGUCUACCGUGAGCGACCAUACGAAGUCUUCACAGUUGUCAUCGGUUCAGCCAUCCUCAUCAUCUACUGUGCUGCCGAGUAUGGCGUCGAUAGGAGCUCAAAGUGUCGGCCGUGGGAGGGUCAGUGCUCACCCAAUGACAUCGUAAAGAUGACGAGGCUGAUUCUGAUUGGAAUAAUUGGUCCCGUCAUCAUGGCACUCGGCUGCUUGGUCUCCUGGCAGUACUAUAAAUCAGGAAACCUCGUCUUCCGCACAGUGGGUGCUAACAUUGAACUGCAAAAGAUGUGCAGGAUUGUAUAUUUAUGUGAAACUCUGCUGAAGUUUGAUUUACAACUAGGGGUCACCAUGAUAAUUUUGGUAUUGCAAAGCAGUGAGCAGGCGGACGAAUUGUCUUCCCUUGAGAUAACAAUCCUGAGUGUUGGAAUAGCAUUUAACGUCCUCUGGAUGCUGCUGGGGUUUGUUGGAAUGUGGUUGGAGAGCAAGUACCUGAGUCAUAUUUUCCUCAUAACUAGUAUCCUGGAGCCUGCCUAUAUAAUUUACAAAAUAUGGGAUGUGAGCGAUCAGCUAUCUAAUAAGUCAGGGAUGGUGACAGUGGUGCCACCUACAGGCAACAUCACGACGACGUUGCUGCCUACGCUGGAGCCAACCAGCCCCACCGCCAUCUUGCAAAUAGCCGUAUAUUUUAUUGGUCUUGGUGCACUGGCUUUGCGUGUCGUCCUGGUAGUCACCAUGGUGGUAGUCUCUCGGAAUUACGGGAAAGGACUGAAGGAGAAAGUUUAUGGGACGCCGCCUGCUCUCCUGGUGGACCACAGCCAACCACCAACAGCUGCUGGGUUUCACAAUUAUGGAAGUCUAUAGGUAGCGAGGGCAAUAGUCAUGGUCACAGAAUCAUAGUGUCAAAUCAUCAUUGUUGUACUAUAGCAUAGUCGUGAGGGCUACACCAUUCAGUCCAGUUAGCCUUUCUGUGGUAUAUCAUCCUAAAAUUAGUGUUGCGUGAUAUCAUCAAAUUAUUAGUGCUCUAUCAUGCCACCAAUGCUCAAUUUUUAUGCUAUAAUAUAUGUGUAGUUAUAGGUGCAUUUGGAUAGAAUGCUACUGCAAGUGAUGAAAUCAAAGUAUAAAGGAUUUUGAAUGUAAAUUUAAUUUUGAACCUUAGUGGUGAAUAUGUUAUCUGUGAUUUACCUAGCUGUCUAUUCUCUUCAUUUGUCUGCUAUGGUGGUGUCGUCUUUCUACGUAUUGGGGAUGGGAAGCAGUGUCCAUCAGUGGGCGGGCCAUGUCCUGAGGCAGGUGGGAUCACCAUACCACACGUGUCCUCCAUCUCACCACCUUUUUAGUAAAAUGCCACACUGAGCAUGCCAAGUGAAUCUUUAGGCUGGGGAAUGAGGCUUGUCUUCUUCUCCUUUUGUUAUAUAUGGAUGUAAAUGAAACAUGAUACGAGGAUUUGAAACAUAUUUGGUCGUAAUCAUAUGCUUAUAGAACGUGUGUCACUAUAGCCUAUAUAUAUAUAUAUAUAUAUGUAUUAUAUAUGUGGCUGAUUAUUCACUGCACUGUAUUGUGUAAAUGCAUGGAUAAGUAUUGUAGGCGGUAAACUGUGUCACAGGUUCUGCAUUGAUUGUUGCGUUUCUAGAAGCAGUACUAUUUGCAAACAAACUGCAAGUCAAAGGUACAAAUCAAAUUUAUUUUUGUAUUGUAGACUCGGUGAAUGUCAGGGAGUAUGCGCUCUGAGAAACAUUUAUCUCGUUUGCUUUUACUACACGACCCUACUACAGUGAUGUCAUGUGUCUGUGUAAACAAGGCCCAUGUUACUCAGAGUGCAAGUGCGAUGCUCCCUGUAAGAAAAUCAGGGAGCGAAUUAUGUGUAACAUAUAGAAAAUAAUAUCAUCGGGACUCUCUUGUAUAGAAUUGUGUAUAUUUUGCAUAUAUUGAGUCGAACACGCGUUGAUAUGUGUUGAACUUAUGAAUAAUGUUGCAAAGUUACUGUUAGUAGACGUGUGGCGGUUCACAGACUCUCAACGGGGCUGUGUGACAUCGCAUGCCUUUGAUGCUGUGACAACUGUGACAAGCGUAAGACAAUAUAGUAAAAGGUAUUAUCGAAUGUAAGAUGUGGAAGUAUUCUGGCAAUACUGGAGCCUGACAAAUAAAUAAGAGCUAGCAAUAUUCUCACUGCAUGUCACGUGUUGUAACAGGGAGAACUAUUUGUCAAAUACCUUCCCUCCUCACACACUUUUAUCCCAGAUAGAAAUGUUCCUCGCAUGCUGGUGGGAAGAAAUGCCUUGGAAGGGUCACCUUCCAGCACGUGUAAAAAUGUGACAGCACUUCUGUGAGCUAAUAUAUUGCAGCUGUGUGUCAGGUACCUUGACAGUUACAAAAAUUGGUGGCUGCAGAUAGCAAAGCAAAUGUAGCAGAGGAAAGCAAAUGUAUGUACAGCACUUUGCUCUAGUAUCCAAACUGUCGGAUAAAAAAGGGUGUUCAGCUAAUUAUUUAUUUCUUCAGCGUGUGUUUUUUCUGCUUGCGCGCACGCAGACGUGGGUGAGGGGGCUGCCGCCUUCGCGCGACAUAUAGCAAGAACGUACGUCAGCUCCACAAAUUAUAAAUUACACUGAAAGUAGCUUUUCAGCACGUUCCUUCACAGAAGAGUGUAGGGAAACAGGGCACGCACUGUGUUAAUCCGUCAACCAGCGGCAUUGCCAUAGACGGCUUCGCACAAAAGCGCGAUGGCUCUGUUUCGCCGCGAGAGGCGUUGGUGUUGCAUAUGAGUCAUAGAUAGGUUGUGACUUUUGAACAUCGACGCGGCUGAUUUAUCUGUGGACAUCUGACUAAAAUCCAAUCGAGAUUUUAAGAAUUCAGAGGCGUACCUCCAUUACAAAUAUAAUUACAGUCCAACGGAAAAUUUCCAGUAGAAGAGGAAAGCCUAAAAUUAUUUUUUUAAAUGUUAACCUUUUCUAUUGCAAUCCUCAGUGUUGAUCUAUCAAUUUUGUGAAUGGUUAGUGUUUAAAAAAAAUAAUUUUUGGCUCUUCUCUUCUACGGGCCAGUACCUUGGACUAUGAAUGAUAUUUGUUAUGAAGGUAUGUCUCUGCAUUCUUAAACUAUCUAUCGGAAUUUGGGCCAAGAGUCACAACCUUAUAGAUAGAUACCUAGAGAUAGAUAGCUAGAUUAAGCGGCGUCUCAGCGCAAACAGGACACAGUGCGUAUGCGGUAUAGUUAAUGUAACAGCAGGUUAUUCCCGGAUGAAGAUGCGGCCAGAGACGAUGUUCGUUCGUCUGCUUGUCUGCUCGCAAGCUUUUCUCAGACUUGUGCGACAAUGAGUUUGCGCAAGGUCGGUUCUUCUGUGCGCUGUUUCGGCCCAGUCACUCGCUUAUUGCUUUAGGGGUAAUGGUCUUAACCGUAGCGGGUGGGGUGUCUCGCAUUCAUACGAUCGUAUAAUGAUGUUAACCUACUCUUGGUCGGAUCUAUAUAACGAAAUGUGUAUAUAUAUAUAUAUAUAU